Messenger RNA from Salarias fasciatus (jewelled blenny), 3655 nucleotides. It is a transcript of the gene gtpbp2a, whose product is annotated as GTP binding protein 2a. The transcript is spliced from 12 exons. The coding region runs from base 247 to 2046 and encodes 599 amino acids. Gene Ontology annotation, molecular function: GTPase activity; translation elongation factor activity; GTP binding. Lineage: Eukaryota; Metazoa; Chordata; Actinopteri; Blenniiformes; Blenniidae. Gene Ontology annotation, biological process: translational elongation. The record is from RefSeq and is a predicted model, not a curated record.
CGUGACGUACAUACAGUGUAAACUAAAAAGCGGAGUCUCGGACGGGACUGUUAUUGUUUGAUUUGAAGAGUUUUGGGGGGAGUCCGGUGCUUUAUUUUUAUUCAGGGGGAUAUAACCUACUACAAGGAGGAUAUUUACGAGUCAGUACUAACAUUUUACUUGCCUGAUCUGGAGUGUAUUGUAACAGUUUCGCAUCAUAAUCGUUCAGGUAGUGGUAGGCUAAAGAGUUAGGUCCCAAAGCAGUCGAUGGAUGCGCGGGUAUCCGAGCUGUUCGGCUCAGGAAAUGGACAUGGCUCCGGACACCAAGGCUUUGGAGUAGCUCCGAAAAAAGCUAGUGCCAAGAACAAGAAACCAAAAGCUCGCUUCAGUCGCAACUUUAAACCAAGCAAUAACACUCCGUAUCUACCUCCAGAGGCUGAAGAGGGAAAUAUAGAGUACAAGCUGAAGCUGGUAAACCCAACACAAUACCGCUUCGAGCACCUGGCAACACAAAUGAAAUGGCGACUGCAGGAGGGUCGAGGUGAGGCCGUCUACCAAAUAGGUGUGGAGGACAAUGGCAUGCUGGUGGGACUAUCGGAGGAAGACAUGAGGGCAUCACUGAAGACGCUGCAUAGACUCGCAGAGAAGGUCGGAGCUGACAUCGCAGUCCUCAGAGAGCGGGAGGUGGACUAUGACUCCGACAUUCCUCGUAAGAUUGCAGAGGUUCUCAUCCGCAAGGUGCCAGAUGACCAGCAGUUCUUGGACCUGCGAGUAGCUGUACUGGGUAAUGUGGACUCUGGUAAGUCCACUCUGUUGGGUGUGUUGACACAAGGUGAGCUGGACAAUGGACGGGGAAGAGCGAGGCUCAACCUCUUCAGACACCUACACGAGAUCCAGACUGGACGCACUUCGAGCAUCAGCUUUGAGAUCCUUGGUUUCAACAGUAAAGGGGAGGUUGUGAAUUACAGCGAGUCUCGGACAGCAGAGGAGAUUUGUGAGAGUGCCUCUAAAAUGAUCACCUUUAUCGACUUGGCGGGUCACCACAAGUACCUGAAAACCACCAUCUUUGGCCUCACCAGCUACUGUCCAGAUUUUGCAAUGCUGGUCGUCAGUGCAAAUACUGGCAUCGCUGGCACGACACGAGAGCAUCUGGGCCUGGCCAUGGCGCUGAAGGUGCCCAUCUUCAUCGUGAUCAGCAAAGUGGACCUGUGCGCGCGGGCCACCGUGGAGCGCACUGUGCGGCAGUUGGAGCGUGUCCUGAAGCAGCCGGGCUGCAACAAGGUUCCCAUGGUCGUGAGCAGCACAGACGACGCCGUCACUGCAGCGCAGCAGUUCGCCCAGUCGCCCAGCAUCACACCUAUAUUCACCCUGUCCAGCGUGUCUGGAGAGAGUUUAGACCUACUCAAGGUUUUCUUCAACAUCAUCCCGCCUCUCAGCAACAGCAAGGAGCAGGAGGAGCUCAUGCAGCAGCUAACCGAGUUUCAGGUGGAUGAGAUCUACACCGUGCCAGAGGUCGGGACAGUGGUGGGAGGGACUCUCUACAGUGGCAUUUGUCGUGAGGGGGAUCAUCUUGUGGUAGGACCCACGGAUUUGGGACAGUUCCACAAGCUGACCAUCGGCAGCAUCCAAAGGAACCGCUCGGCAUGUCGUGUCCUCAAGGCCGGCCAGGCUGCCACACUCGCACUGGGCGACUUCGACCGAUCGCUACUUCGCAAGGGCAUGGUGAUGGUCAGUCCAGAGAUGGAUCCCACCAUAUGCUGGAUGUUCGAGGCUGAGAUCGUGCUACUCUUCCACGCCAAGACUUUCCACAAGGGUUUCCAGGUUACUGUGCACAUUGGCAAUGUGAGACAGACUGCGACAGUGGAGGCUGUGUAUGGCAAGGAGGAGCUGAGGACGGGCGAGAAAGCAGUGGUCCUCUUCAAGUUCAUCAAGCACCCCGAAUACCUGAAGGUGGGUGCGAAGGUGCUCUUCAGGCAGGGCGUCACCAAAGGUAUCGGCCACGUCACCAAGCUGCAGCCCAUCGCGCAGUACCUCCCCUCCCCGAGAGAGGAUGACGACGAUGCCUGAAGGUCCGGACACAGCCAGAGCAGAAGACACCGUCCCGCCCUCCUCCUGUUCCCCACACAGAGCUCUGUAACAGGACGUUGUUUCAUCGCCCUUUUUCCAAAAGCCUCGUUACCAUCUUGUCUAUUCGUCCUCCUCGGCUAGUAUUUAAGUCUGAUUUCUCCCGCUGCGGUCGGAGGAGUGUCGUUUUCACUGCCGCCGACGCUCUCUGACAAUUUCAGGGGAGAGCAUCUACCGAUGUGUUACUGUGAGAUCACACAUUCGCAGUGCAGCGCAGCGCGGUGACAACUGGGAAACUCAUCCAGUGUCGCUUGCACAGUUUACAUCAGAAUGCACUCCUAACAGACACACACACACCACGUUACUCACACACAUUUGCACUGAAAUUUAAAGGCCAGUGUUUAUAUACUCGUGGCGGAUGAUAUGAGAUGCUUUGACAUCCGGGUGUGUGACCUGCUGUCUGUGUUACCAGCAAAGUGCCUGACUGAAACACAACUCAGAUGUUCACUGUUUAAACGUUCGUAAAUCACACCCCUUCUCAAUAACGCUACAAAAGUCAAACAGCUUGUCAGUCGCACAGAAUGUGACCGGCGCACUUUAUGGAGGUUGGGGGAGAGCACUGCAAGGUAUUAAAAGUUUGACCCUGGUUGUACGUCCUGCCUGCCAAGAUAGCCCACUCACCUUUUCUCUGUCACGUUCUGUCUGGGAGUCGUCGUCGUUUGUUUCUUAUUGUUCACAAAUAUUGCCUCACGAUAGGGCAGAGAGGUGACAGAAAGUCCCGCUGCCUAUCUUUCAAGUGCUUUAGUUACUCAGGUCGGCGUAGACGCGUUAGACUGCAUUCCACUUUCACAGGAACCCCCCCAGUGGAGGUUUCUGUUGCUGACUGAGAGUUCAAGGAAAAACAAACGAGACUUGUUUCUUCCAAAGAGGUGCGUUUUUGAUUAUGCAUUUAUAUGUGAAGCUGAUUUCUGACGCAGCUCAGUUUUAAAAGCAAUUAUAUCUGAGGUUUCUUGAUGUUCACUUAAGUUACUGAUGUCACAAGCUUUGGAGGGUUUUAACACAGUGCCUGAUUGGAGCUGCUGUCUCAGCAGUUUCCCUCACAAUUCCCACUUUUACAACUUAGGUAAAAAUAAAAAAUACUCAAGUUGGUGCUACAAGAAUCACCCUUUGAUAUCCAGGAGACAACAUUGAAAGUAAAAGUGAAUUUCUGCCCUGCUAGAGGUGGCGGCCGGCCUCGCCGUCCGUCUUUAGUUUUGCAUGUUGAUGUGUUUGCUACACGCUGCUCGAUGCAGAGUUCUGGUUGGAGCACCGAUGUUGUUCGUGUGUGCAAAGAAUGCAUUUCAACCAAAAUAUUUUAUAGCAUUUAUAGACUUCAGGUAAUCAAGUUUGUUUUAAUGCGUCUUUGAAGUAUUUUAUAGAUUUCUAGGAGUUUCGGGUUUUACUCUUCAUUCACAUUUUUCCCCCACUGUUGCAGCCCUCCUAAGAUUACUGCUUUUCUUUCAAAUGAAAGUGUAGUAUAUAUAUUAUGUUUUUGGGGUGAAUUGCAAUAUUUAUGUACAGAUCCAAUUUGUGUGUCAAGAUGUACAUGAAUAAAAUAUAUUAUUGCUUCUUU